GGUUUGAUGCCGGAACAGCUCGGUCUGAGGUGGCAGUGUGCGUGCCCGCCGCCGCGACGUGACGUCACACCGCGGGUGACGGGUCACGCGCACGUACACGGCGGAGAAGCGGGCAACAUGGAGGCGGCGGAAGAUAACCUGGGAUCUGUUGAUCAUAUUCUGCUGGUUCUGUCUGGCAAAGGAGGAGUAGGAAAAAGCACCAUAACAACAGAAUUAGCACUAGCGCUGAGGAAUGCAGGGAAAAAGGUUGGAAUUCUGGACAUCGAUCUUUGUGGUCCUAGUAUCCCCCGGAUGCUGAAUGUUCUCAAUAGUGCUGUGCACCAGUGUGACGCUGGAUGGGUUCCAGUUUACGUAGACACCAAUAAAACAAUGUGCUUGAUGUCAAUAGGCUUUCUCUUGGAGAGUCCAGAUGAUGCUGUGAUAUGGAGAGGGCCAAAGAAAACAGCUCUUAUCAAGCAAUUUCUCUCUGAUGUGGCGUGGGGAGAGCUUGACUAUCUCAUUGUAGACACACCUCCAGGGACUUCUGAUGAGCACAUCUCAGUGGUGGAGGCCCUUCGUCAACAUAAACCCGAUGGAGCUCUUUUGGUUACGACGCCUCAGGCAGUAUCUAUAGGGGAUGUAAGAAGGGAAUUGACGUUCUGUAAGAAAACUGGAUUACCUGUCAUUGGAAUAAUUGAGAACAUGAGUGGCUUUGUCUGCCCAAACUGUUCAGAAUGCACUAAUGUAUUUUCCAGAGGAGGUGGGGAAGCACUUGCUGAGCAGUCCGGGGUUCCAUUUCUAGGAUGUGUUCCUCUAGAUCCUCAACUGGCACAUAGUCUGGAAGAAGGUAGAGAUUUCAUCCAAGCCUUUCCAAAGAGUGCAACCUUCGAUGCCAUUAAUAAAAUAGUGGAGAAGAUUUUAAGCAAUGAUAAUGAAUUCUCUGGACAUGAUACAUGACCAUAGAAACAGGAAUGGGUUAUUUAGGCUCUCAAGCCUAUUUCUCCAUUAAGUGGAAUUACCACUGACUCAUGAGCUAACUCCUUUACUUAAUAACUCUUGAUAAUUAACAUGCACCAAAAUCUAUCAAUACUGCAUUUAAAAUUACAAAUUGACCCAGGAGCAGCUAGUAUUUGUGGAGGAGGGUUUUAUGCCUCUAUACUAUACAACAUUCGAAUGGCAGGGUAGUGUAGGUUCGCACAAUGCAAAAUAGUACCAGUGACCAGGGUUUUAAUUCCUGUCGCUCCCUGUAAGGAGUUUGUACAUUAUCCCUGUGAGCGCGUGGGUUUCCUCUCCUAGUCCAAGACAUACCAGUUGGUAGGUUAAUUGGUCAUUGUAAAUUGCCUUGUGAUAAGGCUAUUAUUAAAUUGGGGGAUUGCUGGCGGUGCGGCUCGAAGGGCUUAUUUGUGCUUUAUCUCAAUAAACAAACAAAUUCUUUGAGUAGUAAAGUGUAUACUAACAUUCACAAGAGCAGCCUCUAAUUUUUAGAUGCUGUCUCAACUCCUUAGUGACUGGAGAUAGUUUUUCCCUGUCGGCAGUGUCAAUUGCCCUCUAAUAUCUUGAAAAACUCAGAUAAAAUUUUCUCAUAAUCCUUAACUUCCAGGGAACACAAUCAUAGCUAAAAUAAAGUAAGGGCAGAGGAUUGUUCUUUGUAUAUUUGUAUUGGACAGCAGAAAUAGGAGAUUGGGGAAAAGAAGCAUUAAAUAUACCCAUUCCUGAGAUAUGAUAACAAGAUGUCAAUAUUUAUUCCAGAAAUAUGUUUUAUAAAUAUGGAACAGUAUUUGUGCUUAUUGAAAUGUGUAAAAAAAUAAAUUCUUUGUACCCUGUUAAUUUUGUGAAUGUGCUUGAAGAUCUGUAACCUGAUGCCCUUUAGUAAAGAAUAUCUGUAAUGGCAGACAUUGUGCUCUGGGUGCUAUGUUAAGGAGCUAUGUAUAGCUGUGUUGCCUAAGAGUGCUUGAUUCAGGAGAUUAUCUGCUUCAGCAGAACUAGCCUAAUAUUUUUUUAACAGCCAAUUUACCCUGUAGGACAUUAGUUCACACAGCAACUUGAGUUAUUUCAAUAUAGUGAGUUUAAGGUAUAAACUUGAGGAAUUAAAGACAUACUCUAGUUGAUUCCUAAUCAAUAAGUUUUCAAAUCAAAUCUAAUGUUGCAAUUAAUAUUUUCCAUACUCAGAUAUUUUUCUGAAUGAAGUGCAUGUAAAAGUAGUAUGUUAUGUAAUAGACAGCCUUAUGCAUACCUCCUAUUAAGAAUGCCACAAGUGACUGAGGAAUUCACUUUCACAAGGCUUGUUUCGAAAAUAGAAUUUAAUUUGUAUACUAUAAUUGGGAAACAGAAAUCAUUGAUUGUUUCUGAAGUGUUUUAAAUUCACAAGAAGCAGCAUCAUGAGUUAUUGAAACUUAUUGAAGCAUGCAGUAUCAUCGGUGCUAUAACAUAAAGAUCAUUAGAGACAUUAUUUUGCCUGCUGUUCAUUUGAGACAUAUGGACUGACAUUGCUUAUGAUCGGAUAGGAACUGUUCUUUCAGAUGACGUUAACUUUCAUUUAUUUACAAUGUGGGCCCAUCCUUAAUUUCCCUUGAAUUGACUGAUUUGUUGGCCAUUCAGGAGGAGUCAACCAUGUAGAUGUGCAGGUCUGACUCAGUCAGAUCGGCUGAGAAUGGGAAUCGACUUUCCUUAAAGAUUGUUCAUGAACAAAGUGGGUUGCAAUGAUAAUCCGGUGAUUUUGUGGUUAUACAAGCUUUUACAUUUACUCCUCCAUCAGUGGUGGAUUUGAACUGAAGUUGUAAUUGCUGUGGUAUUGUAUUUCCUGAAUGACUGAUUAGAAUUGUGAAGCUUGAUUUCUACAAUUGAGGUUUCAUCUGCAGGAAUAUUUUACUGCAUCUGCUCUGUUGUACUUGCAAGUGAAGGAAAUAAAGAUACCUUUAAGUCCUGUGGUGGGAUUGAAGAGAGCAUUAAUUUAGCAUAAAAAAAAAAUCACUAACCUCAUGUUUCAUUGAACAAAGAAUAAAAAUGAUGAAAAUUGAAAAACCGUAUUCAAAAGAUUUUGGAAUUGCUAUAUUUAGAAAUAUACUGAAAUGUCUACGUUUCUAAGACCUCAAAUUUUAAAAAGAGGAAGUGAUAGAAAUGCUCAGCAGAUUAGGGAGUAUAUGUAGAUAUACAGGUGUGAAAGUACACGUUUCAGAUUAGCUAAGACUGGGAGUCAGAAAGGCCAAAUAAUUUUUUAAGAUCCAGGUAAAAGAGGAGUGGGAUAGGUUGGAUGUCAGGAAUAUACAGAAUAUAAUUUUUUAUUGAAGCAGAACUAAAGACCAGUGACCAUAAUUCUCUAUUAGUUUGAAAAUAGUUAUGGAAAAAGAUGGGACUAAUCCACAAAUUAAAAUCCUAAAUUGAGGUAAGACAAAAGUGGAUUGGGAUAGGCUAUUGCAGGUAAAGAUUUGCCUUCUAAAGAGUCUGGGAGAGUUUAAGGAUGGUAUAUUUUCAUUACAAUGAAGUGUUUGUCUUUUGUAGGGUAAGCGAGUGCAAAACAAAACAUGGAUUUAAGAUGAGGCAGGUAGCGUUUAAAAAAGGAUCAAAGGGAAAGUUUUACACACUGAGUGUGAUGGGUAUCUGGAAUGAGUUGCCAGCGGAAACUAGAGUUAGGUACAAUUGCCAUGUUUAAAAGACAUUUAGAGAUGUACAUGGAUAGAUAGGUUAGAAGAUAUAGGCUGUCUAAAUUUGUAAUGAGGUCAAAAUUUACUUUUAAGUCCAAAUGAAAGAGAAGACUUAAAAAUGUUCUGAAUUUUAUGAAAUAAUCUAAUCCAAAAUUUGUCCUGGAUGUCGCUGGGAUGUGUGCUUAAUUUUGAAUAACCUUUAAAUAUCACUAAUUUUGACACUUAGAUUUAUGUCUCCAUUAGAUCAAUCUUUUGUUUCUUUGUUCAUUGCUUUUUUGUUUAA
Molecule: messenger RNA, 3903 nt
Organism: Mobula hypostoma (lesser devil ray)
Lineage: Eukaryota; Metazoa; Chordata; Chondrichthyes; Myliobatiformes; Myliobatidae
Gene: nubp2
Product: nucleotide binding protein 2 (MinD homolog, E. coli)
Exons: 7
Coding region: 7-936 (309 amino acids)
Biological process (GO): iron-sulfur cluster assembly
Cellular component (GO): cytosol
Molecular function (GO): ATP binding; 4 iron, 4 sulfur cluster binding; ATP-dependent FeS chaperone activity
Source: RefSeq, a predicted model, not a curated record